UAAUCGGCCUUAAUGGUACUUUCCAGGAAGUCCUGUGCAAUGUGUAAUCCAGUGUUUUCUCGGGUCUUUGUGCACAAAUAUACGUUGUGUAAACGACGUAUUUGGUUUUUGUAAAACGACCAAACACUUUGUGACACAUGGCAGCUUCUUCACAGAAAAAACAAAUAGCUUAGAGUUCGGCAGCAGCUGAAUAGCGGUACCUGCUCUUCGGAGUUAUCAUGCCAGACUGCUUCUGUCUGUGCGCGGUCCUACUGGGUCUCCUCAUUUUAACAUUAGCAGGUUGUAUAUUUUACUCAGGACUCCUAGCGGAUAUCACUGUGAAAACUUGCUGUCCUGCCUUUAAUAAGCUGACUUUCGCCUAUAAAUUCAAAGAAGGCGCAUAUAAAGACAGCGGGGAACUUUUAAAGGAGGCUCGCUGCAUUGGACUUGGACUCGGACUCCCAUGUCUUGGAGUGUUUUAUGAAGACCCUAAAAAGAUAUCUGCUCCACUUUGCCGCUACGCGGUUGGCUGUAUUCUGAGUGAGGGCGAAAACAAAGUUGAUGAGGAACUUCUGAAGCAAUGCAAGUCAUCAGGGUUUAGUGUCUUCUCCUUCCCCCAAGUCACCCACGUGAUUUCUACCUCAUUCCGUCACACGGCGCUUUUUUCUACGUACUUCAGAGUGAGACGAGUCUACCCACAGCUGGAGCGCUACAUCAAGGAACGAAGGCUUUGCGCUCACCCUUUCCUCGAGCUCUACAGAGAUGGUCAGAUCCAGUUCAUUGUCCCUCUGGCUCGGCAGGGGGAUUUUUAUGUGCCUGAGGUGCGGCAGACAGAGAGGAGGCUGUCAGAACAAGAGGAAUUUCACAGUGAUACUGACGUCUCAGGUGCAGACUCCAACAGCGAAUACAGUUCUGGGAGCGGCGUUCUGCUUUCAGACAGCAGAGAGACGUCAUCGGAGGCGUCCUCCGUCCGCUCUGUGCCCGUCCGAGAUCAAGGGAGUGGAGACAACAAAGGGGGGAGCUCUGGGGCAGCCCAGUUUAAAGAACCGAAGUGGGAGUGGAGUGGCGGAGUUCAGAAAGGGAGAGGACAACAUGGAGAGUCCAAAGAGGAGAGCCUGGAGGUCUCCACGGAGAAGUUGUGGGGCGUCGUUGGAGAGGAGGAGUAAAGAUUCAGUGAGACCUAUAAGCUGAGGAAGAAAAAAAAAUGGCUGCUGCACUGUAUGUUGUUUUUAAAGAGCAAUUCUUAUCAAAAACCAAAACCACCA
Molecule: messenger RNA, 1244 nt
Organism: Poecilia reticulata (guppy)
Lineage: Eukaryota; Metazoa; Chordata; Actinopteri; Cyprinodontiformes; Poeciliidae
Gene: tex264b
Product: testis expressed 264, ER-phagy receptor b
Biological process (GO): reticulophagy; protein-DNA covalent cross-linking repair
Cellular component (GO): nucleus; endoplasmic reticulum membrane; autophagosome membrane
Source: RefSeq, a predicted model, not a curated record